GCAAAGAGCUAAACUGACGUUGGAAUGUACGGUUGGUCUCACACACUCUUGUCUAAUUUUAGAUGAGGAAAAACUCUGUAAGUUUUCUUUCAUGUUGAUUUUGCAUAGAAUGCACAGUCAGAUUAAAUCCUAAUGCUGGCUCUGUAAUGCAGCAAUGGCUUUAAGAUAUUAGGAGGACUCACUGGCUGACAGCACAGACGGCCACACAGCAAUGGAGACAUCAGUGGAGACACCAAUGGAGGGUUUAAAUAUUCGUUACAAGGACGAAGAUGGCACCGUGCUCUACGAAUCUUACAUUCCCCCAUCCCGGGAUGCCAUCUACCUGCCGACCUAUGUCCUCUACCUGCUCAUAGCCGUCUUCAUUGUCGUAUCCGUCCUCUACGCCAUCAUCGGCCACCUUAUUAAAGACCUCAUUCAUGACUUUGCAGACCGGCUGUUUGGGGAGCAGCCUGAGGAAAUUGUGGUCAACUACUGUGAAGCUAAGGACAAGUUCAUGGCAGACUGGUCCCCAGAAACAUCCCCAGAACUGGAGGCGAUGGCUCGGGCAGAGGAAAACAAGAUGGUUGAUUUGGACUUUAUGAAAUCCCCCGCUAUUUGGAUUCUCUCCACCGAGCCACGAGGCUCCAGGUCAGGCCCCCGUGUGGUUUUUGGGAAAAGGAGUUAGUCAUGGACGAUCCAUAGAAAGGGUUGAAAUAGAUACAGAAACAGAUAAUAGAUACAAACUGUCUAUCAGCAUACAUUAUUUAAACUUCAGUGUGAUGUAUGAAAACCAGUGAUGACUGAUAAUGGUGAAUCAACAUUUCUCUCUCCUUUGGUUUGUUUGUUUCUUCUGUUAAUCAUUGUGUUCAGCUCUAUAUUUAAAGGGCACACAUACUUCACUGGUCCUUUACUGACAUCUACUGUCUUUUGCUGUGAUUACAGAUUAUUAAAGAGCAACUGACACAUUAUAACAACUAAACAAAACAGAAACAACACAGGCUUGCCUUACAAAGACGAUAUUUGAUUUCCAAAAUUAUUUAAAAAAAAGGUUUUAUUGCAUAAUACUGUUUUCUUUCUGCAGGAAACCUACAUAUAUUUCAUUCCUUUGUAGAAUAUAUAAAAGUUGUCUAGUACAAAUAAAAUCAAAAGAUGUCCACCUUGUAUGUGCUUAUUCAUUUUCAAUACAAGAUAUUACAGUGUACAAAAUGUUAUUUCAGAUCAAACAUUAACAUUUCACAUGGACGGUCUGUGAUAAACCUCUUCGAAUAA
Molecule: messenger RNA, 1248 nt
Organism: Menidia menidia (Atlantic silverside)
Lineage: Eukaryota; Metazoa; Chordata; Actinopteri; Atheriniformes; Atherinopsidae
Source: the annotation of a GenBank genome assembly